Chlamydomonas reinhardtii is the source of this 1119-nucleotide messenger RNA. RefSeq lists its product as uncharacterized. The record is from RefSeq and is a predicted model, not a curated record. Lineage: Eukaryota; Viridiplantae; Chlorophyta; Chlorophyceae; Chlamydomonadales; Chlamydomonadaceae. The coding region runs from base 168 to 641 and encodes 157 amino acids. The transcript has 3 exons.
AUGGACACUGUCAUUUCACGCGGGCCACACAGCCUGUGAACACACGCGUCGCAACCUUGCUCGCAGCAGUUGAAAGGCCCGCGGACGUGAACGAAAGUCGGAGAACGGUGCAGACACGCUCGCCAUUUGCCGCAACCUGCUGACCGAUUUGCAAAGGCUCCGAUAGAAUGCUGCACCGAAUUUCCGGCCAGGCCCCCUGCCCACAUCGUGCCGGCGGCUGCCUUGCCCUCGCUGCCGUGACCACAGCGGCGGCGGUGCCGCGCCCCGCUUUAGCGCGCAGCACUACAGCCCGCGCCGGCGCACACGAGCAGCAGGGCGUGCGUGCGCCUCAGCUGCAGGCUGCUGAGGCGCAGGAGGCGGCUGCCCAGGAGGAGGCGAAGCGAGCCAAGACACUGUCUGUGCUCCGAAGUCAGCUGGGCACGGAGUUCUUCCUCUUCGUGCUGUGGGCCGGGAUGACCUGGUACAUCAGCAGUACGGCGGCGGGCCUGCCCCCCUCCGCUGGGUCCCUGAACGCGCUGGGUCUUUUGCCGUUGGCGCCUGCCAUGCAAGCCUGCCACGCCGCCAGCAACAUGAGUCGGAUCCUGGUCUGCAUGACUAACGGGCCCCAGCCCUUCGAGGACAGGUGGAAGAGGCGGCUGUAGGUAGGGCUGUGGGGCACGUCGCAGAGAAGGCUGCGUGGGCGGGGGCUUUCUUCUGGGGAGGGUGUGGCGUCGUGGCGUUGUGUUGAGUGUAUACGCAGGCAGCCUAGGCAUUUCGCACAAAUGUUCGAUGGCCCGUGGGGGUCAUGCAUGUAGCUUGUGCACCGCUAUAGGGCGUUCGGCUGGGCGCUUGGGCUACCGGCAUAAUGGUAGUUUGGGUCUGUUUGCGGCAAGCGGUAGGACUGUUGGUUGUGUCGGUUGGAUAGCGGAGGAGGUCUGCAGUCCACUGGCCCGCUCAACUAGGCCUUUGGGCGUUGAAUGGUCUGUCCUUUGCUUUGAUAGCUCAGACAGUCAUGCCACAAGGCACUGCAAGGCACGAGAAAUGCGAAGUGGGACGCAACCCCGGAUUCCGCUGUGUACUCAAGCCCGCUGGUUUGGAUGCUGCCACGGUACAAGCCAUGCAAUGUAAGAUGCAUCUGGC